Molecule: messenger RNA, 3051 nt
Organism: Podarcis muralis (Common wall lizard)
Lineage: Eukaryota; Metazoa; Chordata; Lepidosauria; Squamata; Lacertidae
Gene: CCDC85C
Product: coiled-coil domain containing 85C
Cellular component (GO): apical junction complex
Source: RefSeq, a predicted model, not a curated record
CGGGAGGAGCUUGGCUCCGUCAUCUGCCCGCAUGCAAAACCGUGCAGGGGUUGGCGGCUGCUGAGAGCAGGGCGCUGCAAGGGGAGAGGGGCGUCUGCGCGGUUGCAGAGCUCUCUUUCUCUCUCGAUCUCCGCCGCACUCGCUUUCCUAUUUCUCGCUUCUUCUCCAGCGGCAUUCCAGGUUUUCCUCCUCCCGGAGCCUCCCACCUCCUUUUCUCCUCCCCUCGAGGAGGCGGCGCCUCGUUUCAAGCUCUCUUUCUCCCUCUCCCCCUGGCUCUCCUGUUCCAUUAAAGGAAUGUUCUCCCCUCCGCCCCAUCUCGCCAUCACCUUCUCGCCGUGAAAUUUAAAUGCAGUUUUGACCCCCCAAAAAAAGAGAGAGACAGAAGAAGGGACUGACAUCAUCCUGCCUCGGAACUGAAAGCGAAGAAAACGAAGGCGAAGGGAUCUGCUUCUUAAUUUUUCACCAGUAUUUUUCGUUUUGUUAUAACUCUCCAAGCUGCUGCGGGCUCCUAGGAGGCUGGAUCGCCGAGGGUGCGCGCUCAGUGCCCCUAGCGCAAGAUUUUUUUGUUUUAUUUUGCAGCGGGUGGAUCGAGGUGGCAGCGAUGUUGGAGCAAGUGAAACGGGCAAAGACCUAAAGCAGGUUGAUGAUCUACGAGCCAACAACUGCCCCCCACCCCCCACCCCCCGCUCCUGCGCGGCUUGCUGUGGUUUUGAUUAACCUCUGGUAAGUUGAUUGCUUCGCUUGGAGAGAAAAAAAUAGCUACAGAGCUUUCGGAGCUGAUCCUUUUUUAAUUUGGGUUGUGUGGCUUUUUUAUUUUUUUGGCGUCGAAUUUUAAGGCAUGGGAGUUGUAGGCAGGAGAAUGCGAUUUACAGAAACGAGUAGAUUUGCUCUUCUUCCUUCUUGUGCUCUUCCCUGAAGAAUUAUAGUGAACUGGGGUUUUUUGUGUGUUUGUGUUGUUGUUUUUUUAAAAAAAGAAACCCUCCAAGAUGUUGCAUUAAAAAACAUUUUGACCUGAAGGAUUUUUAAAAAAUAAAAUAAAAUAAAAACAAUUUUAUUUAAUUUUUGUGAAGGGCGGUUUUCUUAAAGGAGUAAAAGUAGAAGUGGCUCUAUACAAACAUGGCAAAGAAUUCUGUGGAAGGGUCCAAGGAAGACCUGAGCAAAGUGACGGAAGAGGACAUGUUGAGGUGCAGCAAGGAAGAACUGGUGAAGAGGCUGAAGAAACUGGAGAGCGAAAAGAUGAACUUGAUGGUGGAGCACGGCAACUUGAUCAAGGACGUGAACCAGAGGCUCCAGAUUCAUUUGCACGAGAUCAGGGGGCUGAAGGAAGUGAACCAAAAGCUCCAGGACGACAACCACGAACUGAGGGAGCUCUGCUGUUUCCUGGACGAUGACCGGCAGAAGGGGAAAAAGCUGUCCAGGGAAUGGCAGAGGUUCGGGAGGCACACGGCCGGCGUGAUGUGGAAGGAGGUGGGGAUGUACCAGCAGAAGCUGAAGGAGCUGGAGGCUAAGCAGGACUCCCUCAUGAGGGAGAACAUGGAGCUGAAGGAGAUUGUCCUGAUGUUGGACGAAGAGAGGAACGGAGCGGGCUCUCGGAGUUCGAUAGACAGCCAAGCCAGCCUCACCAACCUGAACGGGGGCUCUGGAACCAGGGAUGUUGGAGAUGGGAGCAGUACCUCCAGCACUGGCAGCGCAGGGAGCCCAGACCAUCACCACCAUCUUCACCAUCACAAGCCUGUUGAGAACAAGGCCGGAGCUAUCCGCAGGUCGAUGGAUGACCUCUCUGCACCGCUUCACCACCGGAGCAUCCCUAAUGGACUGAAUGAUUCAUCUUCUAACUACAUCAGACAACUUGAAACAAAAGUCAAGCUGCUAGAGGACGACAAUAAACUUCUCUCUCAGCAAUCAAGCUCUGGGGAUCUGAGGACUCUGAGGAAAGGGUUAUCCCCGUACCAUUCCGAGUCGCAGCUGUCAUCACUGCCGCAGUAUCAGGACGCCAUGCAGAAUGGCCCUGUCCGUAUGGCUCCUGAUCUUGCCGCGUCUCCUGCCGUGGGAUAUGUCUCCAUAAACCAGAAACCUGAAGCCGUGGUGCACGCUAUGAAGGUCCUUGAAGUCCAUGAGAAUUUGGACAGGCAAAUUCAAGAAAACUAUGAAGAAGACCUGAGUGAAAAGGAGAAAGCAAUUGUUCGUGAAAUGUGCAAUGUCGUCUGGCGGAAACUGGGGGAUGCAGCAAGCUCCAAACCGUCCAUCAGGCAACAUCUUUCCGGAAACCAGUUCAAAGGCCCGUUAUAAGCACCUCAUGCAGCAAGGCUGGGAGAGGAAAGAGGAAGAGCAACAGGGACUGCUCUGCAUCUAGCUGCCAGGGUUAUCUUUUCCUACUCGCUCCCAUCUUUCUGUAACUGUUUAUAGUGUAAAUAAGGCAGCUUGGAAGGCUUGGCCUGCAGGCUGUGCUGAUCCAGAACAAUGUUAAAUGGGUUAAUAACUAUCCUCCAAUGGCCGAUUUGUGUCAUUUGUAUUGUAGUGACAACCUGCUUUGUUGUAUGGUCAUAUGUAGAGAUACCUGAACCCAAAAGCAAGGGACCUUCCUCGCCUCUACAGUUUCCAGUCCGUUGCCAUUUUGCGAUCGCAAAUUUGGGUUGCGCCCCGGGGAGUUGAUUGGGAGGUCUUGCACAACACAACUGCUUCGUUCCUCCGCCUCCCCCCCAAAAAGAUUAGGCUGUUUGCCAUAAGGAAAGUGAUGGAGAAAUGCAUGGGAAAGUGCACUUUUUUUGGUGCAACACCACCCUGCCAACAAAUCAGGACAAAUGCGCAAUAAAACAGGUCGUCCAAAAGCACCCGCCCUUUCUUCCUUUGCCCUGUUCACGGAGCUACAACCCCAGCUGCGUUGUUUUAGAAACUAACAUGGAAUCCACAACACCAGAAGUAGCUCUGUGAUAUCUCUGUAGCCUUAUUAUUUUGGCAAUUACCUGUUGAGAGUGAUAAGCUUUGCUAGAGAUCUUUGGUUGGUAUUAAAAUGCGCGUUUUGAGAAGCAAUGCCCGGCCUGCACAGCUGAA